Messenger RNA from Linum trigynum, 6538 nucleotides. NCBI's taxonomy places the organism in Eukaryota, Viridiplantae, Streptophyta, Magnoliopsida, Malpighiales, Linaceae. The record is from the annotation of a GenBank genome assembly.
AAUUAUCAUUACAGAAAAAUGAAAAUAAAAGUAUCAUGGAAUAAGAGAAAACAUCACAUAAUCUUACUCAUGCACGGUACCUGUACCAUAUUCCACAUGGUAUUCUUGUAAUGUUUGGGCAUAAGCCGCCAGUCCUCAUGUAACACCCCGACCUUUGGGUUCAGGUUCGACCAUCAUACGUGAACGGUUGGAUUAACGAUUACGUACUAAGAAUUGCAAUCGCGGAUUAGUAGUAAUAAUAAUAAUAAUAAUAAUUAUUAUUAUUAUUAUUGUGUGUUCACUCGGGCCCACAAAGGGUCGCCCCAUCCAAUCCCCACCGCCCAUCAAUAUUCCCUCCCCAUGCACAUAAAACCGUCCCCAUUCACUAAAUGGGGAAGCCCUAACUAAACCUAAAGCAACCCACCGUCGCCCUGCCUUGUCUCCAUCACGAGAGAGAAGGAAAAGAAAAUAAAAGUGCAGCAGGGAGGAGGAUCACGACCGGUAGAGAUUUUGAGCUGGCAAAGGCAUUUCAAUCUUGGAAUCGGCACGGGGAGGGACGAUCGUAGGCAGGGUGGUGAAUCAUGGACGGAGUUGAUGGCGAUGAAGAGCUUUGAGCGGACAGAAGCAUGCGGGGAGGAUUCAAUGAAUCGACUGUUGAGGUAAGGGCUGGACCCCUGUAGGCCUUCAACUACUUUGAUAUUGUUGGAUGAAACCCAAAUAAUUGAAGUAAUUAGCAGUGCCAGAUUGGGGAAUAAUCAUCGAUCGGGUCGUUUCUUGGAAGUUUGGAUCUCAUGCGUGGGUGUAGAAUAGCUACACGUGAAAAUUGAUGGAAUAAUCUUAUAACAGACAUAUAUUGGAAAGGGAUGGAUUUGGAUUUUGCCUGAAAGUGGUAAAGGGUCAGGUCAAUUAAAAGAUGGACAAGUGACAAGGGUAUUUUAUUGUCGAGUGUCAUUUCAUUAAGCUGUUAAGGUUAGGUGACCUAAAGGAUAUUGAGAUGUCUACGGACACAAUGAGCUUGGCAAUCCGAUAACUAAGGUGUAACAUGGGGCGUGUACUACAGGAAGGAGGCAUGAGGAAACAUGUGAAAUUCAUGGGAUAUCCUCGUUAGCAACGUAGGAGCUCGAGUUACGUCAAGGUGAGUGUAAAGGGGGUAAAAUCUCCGUCGAGGUCUUUUAGUUUAUGCCUUUUUAAUUCAGUUAUGUUAUUUAAUUUCAAGUAAGCGCGAUUAUGUGUGUGAGGCAUCCCACCGCCUACUUAAGGUGGAGGCACGCGUUGUGCUUGUGUGUGUAUGAAUGUGCAUGGUUAUUGGUAAUUGAACCCCCGGGCGGUUGGGCCACUACUGGACGCGGUAGAUGGUCAGGUCACUACUGGACGGCGAUACGUAACGCAGUAGUUGACCGGGCAUGGACUGGACGGCGAUACGUAACGCAGUACCAUUGCCUUGAGGAUAGGGACACCGGACGGCGAUACGUAACGCGGUGAUUCCCUAGUAAUAAGUAUAUAAGUUGAGGUAGUAGUAGAGAACUUCUAUGACUUAAGGAUAAAAGUUGAGAACCUCUAUGAGUUAAAGUUGAAAUGAGUUAUUAAGGAUGAAAGUGAGAACGACUUUCAUCUAAGGAAAGGAAACGCUAAUAACGUGUUUUAGUAUGGAGUUUUCUAAGGGCAGAGACCCUAGGAAGUAACGACGAGACUGACCCCUUCUCACUCACCAGGUUGAGGUUGGGUUAGCGGAAGUGCAUCCCGAGAAGAAGUAAGAUGAGGUGACCGGCCGUGCCAGUACGAGUGAGAAGUCAAGAAGCUGGGUGAGGGGUUGGAGUUAAAACUUGAAAGUUAUUUUAUGAUUAUGAUUAUGAGUAUAUGUACUGGAGAUUCAAGGUUCAAGAUGCUGAGUUAAGUUGUUUAAGUAUUUGGAUUUUGAUUGCCCAAGUGUUAGUGCUUUUCGUUUGAACUUCUUAAAUAUUGUCAGUUUGUUUAUUUAAAAAGUGGUUUGGUUGCUCCGGAGUAACCGGUUUUGGGUUUGAGUUGUGGUUUGAUUUUUUCGAAAAAGGUCGGGACGUUACACCUCAUAAUGUAGAGGUGCAUAUAUUCUAUUACGUGCUAAAGUACCAAGAAAGUUUCCCAACUUUGUGGCACCUUCGCCAAUGGGCUGUCCAAGAUCAUUAACUGUGAUUUGAAUUCGCUCUCCUGGCUGCAUACCCCAAAUUGGCAUGCACAUUGUUGGGCCCCGGGUUCUUUUCUUAGAGGUUGAAGCAUCUUGUCUGGUAGCCUCAAUAGAGCUACGCUGGUUAGGAUCUGAAGUGGUCCUUAACAUUGACAUGGAUUGGCGGCGAGACAUGGCCCCACUGUGCAGAAAAAGAGACCAAACCCUGCACAGCAGUUCUUAAGAAACGCAGCAAGACGGGGUACAUACAAUAAUCGAUCUGAGUUGGUAAUACUGAACAAUGGUUUAAAGAUGUUGAUAUUCGAGGUACCUGAUUCACCGCAGCCGGCAGUACUAAGCGUCGACCUUGUAUUCCGUUGUAUAAGAUCCGCGGGAAGGAUUAGAGAGAUGGGUGAGAUGCUGGUUUUGGGGAUUUAUUCUGUAAGGAGGGUUCACUACGUGUUGCAGGGGAGGUAUAGGAAGUUCAACGGUUGCGGGACUUCUUUAGGUUUAAUUAAAAAGGUUCAAAUUAUUUUAUUCCCCGCGCGCGCUCAAAUUUUCGUAGCCUGGCGCCCACUAAGACCUUUAAAAACGAAGACGUCUCUGCUUGGUUCACAUUAGAAGCCACAUGGGUUUAUAUCUUCUAGAGUUUUAUGCUCUUUUUUGGGCUUGCUGUUAUGUAUCUUAAUUACUUUAAGUAGCUACUAUAUUUGUUUCUAAUUAUAAUAUUCCGUGCAUUUAUUUACGAAAACAUUUGGAGACAAUUAUAUAUGCUUCUAUAUAUGCUUUUUUUAAAGGCCUGACGUAUUUUACAGUAGCAAAUAGAAUAAGUGUCUCUAAAUCAAUUAAUUGAACUUAUCUCAUAUAAAGUAAACGAAAAAAUUAAUUUAUAGAGACAAUUAAUAUGACAUAUGGAGACAAAUAAUAUAUUUGCGAUAAUAGAUCAAAUAUAGGGACGGAUAUAAUAAUGGUUUCCGAUUAUUUGCCUCUAAUACUAAGUUUUCUUGUAGUGUGAUUAACCAAUUUGCUUAAUUCAACAUUGAGGGUUGCCCUAAAUUAACCUAGUUAGGUGGCUUAAAAAGCUUAAGGAUGCUAAGCACAAUUAUGCACAAUCCUUAGGUUGCUAAGAACCAAAAUGCACAAACCUAAGGAUGAUAAGCAUAAAACAUGUACAACCCUUAGGUUGCUAAGUACAAGCAUGCACAAUCAACAUGAAUAAUACCUCAAUCAUUGAAUUGACAAAUACCCAAUGACAAUCAUUCAAUUCACAUAAAAGAAACUACAUGGUAGAGUUAGGGUUUCACAAAACCCAAGUGAAUGGAAAUCUACUCCAUGUUAGAAAUGAGAAAAACACAAGGAGAAGAGGUAGAAACUAUCUUUGAGGAUACUCUCAAUCUUCUUGGCCCUUGUGUUGAACUUUCCUUGGAGGAAAUCUUCCCAAAAUCCACCUUGAAGCAAAACCCUAGACUUCUUCUCCUUUGGUUCGUGUUCCUCUCUCUAGAAAUCUGACGAAGUCUUUUCACACAAAUGGGCUUCCCCUUCUCUCCUCCUUUCAGCUCAUCUUUUAAACCAGAGACGAGCUCAGUUCACAGCCUGAGUUCAUGGCCGUGAACCAUGAAACGCGUCCGUGAACUACAGAUGAAUGCCAAAACUCACCGCUUCGUUCACUUCCGUUCACGGUCGACAGCCUUAGUUCAUGGUCUUAGUGACCGUGAACUCACCUUGCAUCAUUAACUUCUGUUUUGGCUCUAGACGCCUCGAGGUUCACGGUAAAUGGCUCUUCAUCACGGUCGUGCAAGACCGUGAACUUCCUGGGAUAGCCGUGAACUGGCCCUUUUCCACCUCUUCUCCGGUUUUCGAUCCUUUUCUUCCAAUUUUCGACUCCGGAGCUGGUUUCACCUGUUAAAUCUUGAAACACACUAAAAAACGAGAAACCUAGCGUAAAACCAACCUUUUAGGAGCGAAGUUGCCACAAACGACUAAGGAAAAUGGGGGGAAAACAUGUACAAUUAGGCCCGAAUCAGCUCAGGAACAAGAUCUUCAAGAAGAGGAUCGAGGUAGAUCGGGAAAAUAGACGAUCAACAAUCUACCUCCUCCUGAUUCAGUAAAGGGAAUCCACAACUUUCUAGGUCACACGGGCUUCUAUAGGAGAUUCAUCAAGGAUUUUUCAAAGAUCGCAUUGCCAUUAAUCAAGUUGCUAGAGAAGGACAUGUUAUUUCAUUUCACUCCAGGGUGUAGAGCUGCCUUUGAGGCCUUGAAGGAGAAGCUUACCCAUGCACCCACCAUGGUGACUCUGGAUUAGAAACUAUCGUUUGAGCUGAUGUGUAAUGCGAGUGACUACACGGUCAGAGCCGUUAUGGGAUAGAGACGCAAUAAGAAUUUCUAGCCCAUCUACUGCACGUCCAAGACCUUUAACAAUGAACAAGAGAACUACACCACCAUAGAGAAGGAGCUGCUUGUAGUGGUGUAUGCCUUCGAUAAAUUCUGACCGUACUUGGUGUUGUCUCAUGUGGUGCUCUACAUAGAUCAUUCUGCUAUCCGGUAUUUGAUGACCAAGGAUGAUGCCAAGCCUCCGCUGGAUCCUGCUGCUGCAGGAGUUUGAUAUCGAGAUUCGGGACAAGAAGAGAGUCGAUAAUGUCGCAGCAAAUAAGUUUUCACGAUUGGAAGCCCCUAUGGUGGACAAAUUUGUAGAAGAAAUCGACGACUCCUUCCCAUGUGAGCGACUGUCAGCCCUGUGCUUGAUGGAGAGUGUCACCCCUUGGUACUCUGACUUUGCCAAUUAUCUGGUGGGAAAAAAGUUGCCUGAGGAGAUGACCACUCAUGCCAAGCAAAAGUUCUUUUCCGAGCUGAAGUACUACUUCUAAGAGGAUCCAUACCUCUUUAGGAUCGGAGCAAAUGGAGUGAUUCGAAAGUGUGUGAUAGAGCAUGAGAUGGGAUUCCCAGAAGUUGUUUUUUACUUGUGAGAUAUAUGAUGUCUGGGGCAUUGACUUCAUGGGACCCUUUCCUCCUUCAUUCAGUAAUCUAUACAUAUUAGUUGUUGUAGACUACAUCUCGAGGUGGGUAGAAGCACAUGCCAUGCCCACCAAUGAUGCAAGACAUGUGUGUUUGUUUCCGAAGUAUCUCUUUUCCCGGUUCGGGACACCUCGUGACAUCAUUAACGAAAGGGGAACCCAUUUUCAAGGGAAAUUCACUAAACUCCUCUUUCACUAUCAUGUCAAGCAUAAGGUGUCCAUGGCUUACCAUCCUCAAACGAAUGGUUAAGUCGAGCUAACGAACAGGGAAUUGAAGAGGAUAAUUGAAAAGAUUAUGGAUCAAUCCUGCAAGGAUUGGUCUACCAAACUCAAUGAUGCUCUUUGGGCAUACAAGACAGCCUACAAGACAACGAUUGGCACUUCCCCCUAUCAACUUGUCCAUGGAAAAGGUUUGUCACUUGCCUCUCAAGCUAGAGCACAAACCCUUUUGGCUCCUUAAGCUGCUCAACCUUGAUAUGAGUCUUGCAGGUAUCGAGAGAAAGAUGCAGAUGGUGGAAUUGUAGGAAUGACAGUAUCACGCCUACGAGAACACUUAUUUGUAUAAGCAACGAACUAAGCGUCUCCACGACGCUCAUUUGAGGGUCCCCAAGGAGUUUCAGGUUAGCAAUUGAGUUCUCUUGUACAACACCUGCCUGAAACUCUUUUCAGAAAAAUUGUGCUCUAAAUGGUCAGAACCAUUUACGGUCACACAAGUGUUUCCCUACGACACCAUUGAGAUAUCCAAUCCGUAGAAUGAGGCCUUCAAGGUUAAUGGGCACUGCCUCAAGUUUUAUCUGGGAGGUGAGGUAGAAAGAACGGAGUUGGUGAUCGACCUCGUGGACCAUUAGUUCCGCCUGCUGCGUCUAGCUAAAGACUUUAAACAAAGUGCUUGUGGGGAGGCAACCCCACCAUGGUUUGCAUUUCUUCUUCCUUUUUCUUUUGACUUUGGUUUGUUUCAGUUAGUAUAUGUGUUUGUCGAGCUUAGAUCAUCUGAUGUGCCCUCGUUUUGGGGUAUUUUCGUUCUUGGGUGUUAGGGAUGUUGAACAAAAUCAAGCCUGUUUUUUUUGUGCAGUUUUUUUAGCAUUCCCCGGUCGUUCAGUCUCUAAUACCCGAUCGAGGAUUUUGCACUUCUCGACCGAGGUCCCUCCUGGAUUGAUUGCCUGGUCGCAACCCCAAUUCCCCGAUUGGAAAUUCAUUUUUCCUCGACCAGGGCAACCCCUAUUUCCCUGAUAGGGGAAUUUCAACACCCGACAAGGGGCAAGGCACUUAAAUCAAGAUUCAAGACUUGUUAAGGAUUUAUGUAUUAUGAACAAAGACAAAAAGAAGUUACAAAAUCAUUAAUCCUGCUAGUGGCUAAGCAGAAUCAGUACCUGAGUGAUCUUUCUUAGUAUAAAACUUAGUAAAUUUA